AUGAGCAAAUUCGCUAUUCACAUCUUGGUAUAUGUAAAAAACGAAUUAUCCAAAGAUGAACAUGAUAAAUUUAAAAUAGGUUAUGAAGUAGAGGAUAAUGAUGAAUGUAUAAUUUUCACACCUACUAUGUUUAAAGAAGCUCUUGAGAGUUACGCCAAAGAUCACGACAUUAUAUAUAAAGUAGAACCCACAGAUUUACACCAAAGGUUACAGAUGUAUUUGGCAACCUCACAUGUCCCACCACAUGUAGAAUCUAAAAUCAAAAGAAUCAUAGAAUAUAUUGAACUGGUAUACGACUACUAUAUCGGUGUUGGUAUUGUAUAUUAAACUAGGGAUCCAAGGAUAGUGUGAAGUUUCAAAUUGAAAAAGACACUGCAAGAACUAUAUAGGGUUGCCAACAACCUAGAAAGGCUGAUGGCUUACAUUACGAAAUAAACAGUUACCAAAGGCAUUUCAUCUCAUUAUCUAUUUUAUAAUGCGUUUGGCACAUGAGUAGUGCCACGUUUGAAACAAGCCUAACAGAUCAGAAACGUGCCUCGUGGAACUGAUAGAAUUUAUUUAUUUACUGUGAUGCUACACGUGAUAACUUGAAAUUUAAAAUGUUCCACCAACACCCAAAUUUUGCAUAUUCUAAAACUUCAUUUGCAUUUGCAGCUGUUGCUAAAAGUAUCCUAACGAGGCUACUGAUACGCUGAACUUAUUUAAUAUGAUUAAUCCCAUUACCUAAAUAGCUGUAUAAGAUAUGUUAUGAAUAAUAAGCACUACGACGUUGUAUCAUUAAAAGAACGCAUUUUAUCCCCAUCCGUUCUAUAUUUUAUCCCCAUAUCCGUUCCGUGGAUCUGCUCCAUCUGCUUCCGCAUUUUAACCUAAUUGUGACAUGUUUCACAAUAACAAGUCUGAUUGACCUUUGACUUUAUAUUCCCAAUGGCAAUGUCGCAUUGCGUUUCAUGAGUCAUUUUCAGCUUUUCGCAUGUAUUCAAUAAUGUCAUUUCAGAUUUCAAUAGUUUCACAGUUAUAACAGUGUUUAUAGCAGUUUUAACAAGCUUUGAUACGGCUCUGUGUACAGAUUGAUUCUUGUAAGAUCUGGUAGAGUUAUCGUUGCACUGAACACAAGUUUGCACUGUCGACGUUGUGCUAGACAGUAAACAAAGUAAGUCCUUGACGGUACACGUUGGCUACCUCCUUGCUUUUUUCUUCUAUUGCACAAAGCUUGUUGGCAAGCCAAGCGAUUGGCGAUAACACGUUGGCUAUAACUCGAUCCUCGUCUUUCUUGUUUAAAUAAAGAGCUCUGCAGACUCAACUGAUUUCUUUUAGUCUCGAUCACAACUCACAAGUUAUUUUCUUUGUAAACGCCAUACAAACACCCACUUCUGUUUAAUAGUUGUUUACGCUUUGUCUGAUGCAAAUUUCUCUCUUUUUCUUACUGAGUGUAACUAUCUAUUCUGUGGUGUAGACCUUAUACAGUCAAUGUGGCCAAUGUAUAAUGAACUACACGGCCUAAACAAUAUAUCUUCUGGCACUUAAUUGGGCGCCGGUAAUGCAUAACGUCAUCAAUUUAUGUAUUGCGUAGAAUCUGAAAGAUUUUCUCAAUAUUCAUGUCUGAAAUGUUUAUAUAUUUGAAAACAACACUCUCUCGCUCUUCCCUACCUCUGUUUAAUGGGUAUAUUGUGAAAAUAAUAUCGACACUCAAUUGAAUGCCUAGAAUCUCAAAGAUUUUCGACUCAAUAUUUACGUCUGAAAUGUUUAAUAUAUACACUUGAAAAAAGCACUGUCCUAGCUCCUUGCUAGCUCUGUAAAAUGAAUAUACCGGUCUAAAUAAUAUCGGCACUUAAUUGAAUGCAUAACAUCAAUUUAUAUAUUGCGUAGAUUCUCAAAGAUUUACUCAAUAUUCACGUCUGAAAUGUUUAUACAUUUCGAAACAACAUUGUCUCGCUCCUUCCUAGCAUCGUCACGCCAUCGUGAUCUACGGCUUGAUAGCGCAUGCGCAUUUGCGCUGCUAAAGAAAAAAUCGGGUGUUCCGGCGUAAAGAUCCUUUAAACAACAUGAGAAGCGCAUGUUAUAAAAUUUAUAAUAACGACAACAAUUCCUCGAAUUCUUUGUAAACUUGGCAAAACUUGGCAAAAGGCCUAAAGAAUAUUUAAAUAAGACAACUGAAAUUGCCUAAAUAACCUUCAAAGCACAGACUAAGUACGAUAAAUCACUACGAACAAAUACCGUAUACACCCCCCGGAAAGUUUACUGUAUGACUGAAUGAAUGAAUGAAUGACUGACUGUUUCGUUUGAAUUUCCCCCCAGUCAUCGAAACAAGAAAUUCAAGAUUACAAGAAAAUAUAUCAUCACAAUACGUAUCCAAAGUAUACAUACCUCCUCAUAUUCUCGUGUACAAGAAUAAAAUUGUGUAUAUGCGUCUCCAAAAUCUUUUAUAGACAAAUCCAAAUAUUUCAUACCGUAGACCAUAAAAUAAAAUAAUAAUAGCAUAGCCAUACCCAUUAAGACCUUAGACACCAAUGUCAUUUUACUUUCAACUAUAUAACGUAAACAAUCCAAAAAUACUUGUACAACGACCUUCAUUAUGUAGCUGUAACCUUGACUGAGAAAAUAAUAAAACAUACCAUGCUCAUAUAUGGUCAACACAUAUGCUGGUUGUAAAAACCCCAUUACCCCAAUAUGGUCAAUACAAUUUCGUUGCCACAAAACACAUAUAAACACAUAUAAACAAAAAUUAUGUUACCAUAACGUUUUGACCAUAUAUGGCUGUAUACAUUUUUACUUGAAACACAAACACUCAUAUAUUCUUUUCACAUUUAACUGUUGCUUGUAAAGGAACACACAGCACACACGCUAAAAUCCUUAUUAAAAAAUGAAUAAUAUCGACGGAGAAUUCUACAGAUUCCUAAAUUUAUUGGGCGUCGUUAUUCAAGACAACACAAAUAUUGCACCGUUGGCAGACAAAUACUGGAAUUUCAAACAAUUCGUGCAUCUCUACCCGAGAAUAUAUUCGAACUGAAUUUUAUCAAAUGGCAACUUUCAGAAAAUGGACCCCACAAAAUACCGUCUACUCCGCCGCCAGCACCUGAAAAAGUACUACAAUCAAAGACAAUAACCACCCUACCUUUAAAACUACAAAAAUUAAAGAAUCAAAUUAAUCAACUGGGUAAAUUUAUAAACCUAACAUUUGAACCCGAACAAACAAAAACCACAGAGACGGUAGAGAUGGUAGUAGAAGAAAAGUGUAACAAUGACUAA
This is a messenger RNA of Paramuricea clavata, 3246 nucleotides long. The record is from the annotation of a GenBank genome assembly. Lineage: Eukaryota; Metazoa; Cnidaria; Anthozoa; Malacalcyonacea; Plexauridae.